Molecule: messenger RNA, 1828 nt
Organism: Odobenus rosmarus divergens (Pacific walrus)
Lineage: Eukaryota; Metazoa; Chordata; Mammalia; Carnivora; Odobenidae
Gene: GRB7
Product: growth factor receptor-bound protein 7
Exons: 14
Coding region: 48-1640 (530 amino acids)
Biological process (GO): signal transduction
Source: RefSeq, a predicted model, not a curated record
GGGCACGAGAGCGGCUGCUUUCAGCCCCCUCUUCUCCCUCAGAUGUUAUGGAGCUGGGUCUGUCUCCACCUCAUCUCAGCAGCUCCCCAGAAGACCUGUACUUGGCCCCUGGGACCCCUCCUGGGACUCCCCCACUUCCCGAUGCCCCUCUGCCUGGGGAGGUGAAGAGGUCCCAGCCUCUGCCCAUUCCGACCAGCAGGAAUCUUCUUCGAGAGGAGGAGCUGCGGGCAACCUCUCUACCCUCCAUCCCCAACCCCUUCCCUGAGCUCUGCAGUCCUCCUUCACAGACCCCCAUUCUUGGGGGGUCCUCCAGUGCAAGGGGGCUGCUCCCUCGAGACACCAGCUGCCCCCAUGUAGUGAAGGUGUACAGUGAAGAUGGGGCCUGCCGAUCUGUGGAGGUGGCGGCGGGCGCUACGGCUCGCUACGUGUGUGAAAUGCUGGUGCAGCGAGCUCAUGCCCUGAGCGAUGAAAGCUGGGGGCUGGUGGAGUGCCACCCCCAUCUAGCACUGGAGCGGGGCUUGGAGGACCAUGAGUCCGUGGUAGAAGUGCAGGCUGUCUGGCCUAUUGGGGGAGACAGCCGCUUUGUCUUCCGGAAGAACUUCGCCAAGUAUGAACUGUUCAAGAGCUCUCCCCACUCCCUGUUCCCAGAAAAGAUGGUCUCCAGCUGUGUGGACGCACCGACAGGCAUAUCCCACGAAGACCUCAUCCAGAACUUCCUGAAUGCAGGCAGCUUCCCAGAGAUCCAGGGCUUUCUGCAGCUACGGGGGUCCGGACGGAAGCUUUGGAAACGCUUCUUCUGCUUCCUGCGCCGCUCCGGCCUCUAUUACUCCACCAAAGGCACCUCCAAGGAUCCAAGGCACCUGCAGUAUGUAGCAGACGUGAACGAGUCCAACGUGUAUGUGGUGACCCAGGGCCGCAAGCUCUAUGGGAUGCCCACCGACUUUGGCUUCUGUAUCAAGCCGAACAAGCUUCGAAAUGGCCACAAGGGGCUUCGGGUCUUCUGCAGCGAGGAUGAGCAAAGCCGCAGCUGCUGGUUAGCAGCUUUCCGCCUCUUCAAGUAUGGGGCACAGCUGUAUAAGAAUUAUCAGCAGGCACAGUCUCGCCACCUGCGUCCAUCCUGUGUGGGUUCUCCACCUUUGAGGAGUGUCUCUGAUAACACCCUGGUGGCCAUGGACUUCUCUGGCCAUGCUGGGCGUGUCAUCGAGAACCCCGGGGAAGCUCUGAGUGCAGCCCUGGAGGAGGCCCAGGCCUGGAGGAAGAACCACCGUCUCAGCCUGCCCACCCCAGGCUCAGGCACGAGCCUCAGUGCAGCCAUCCACCGCACCCAACCCUGGUUCCACGGACGCAUUUCCCGAGAGGAGAGCCAGCGGCUCAUCGGGCAGCAGGGCCUGGUAGACGGCCUGUUCCUGGUCCGAGAGAGUCAGCGCAACCCACAGGGCUUUGUCCUCUCCUUGUGCCACCUGCAGAAGGUCAAACAUUAUCUUAUCCUCCCGAGCGAGGAGGAGGGCCGCCUCUAUUUCAGCAUGGACGACGGCCAGACUCGCUUCACCGACCUGCUGCAGCUCGUGGAGUUCCACCAGCUGAACCGCGGCAUCCUGCCCUGCUUCCUGCGUCACUGCUGUACUCGCGUGGCCCUCUGACGGCCGCUCCCAGUGUGGCCCCGGAGGUGCAGAAGCUCGCCGAGCAUCGGAGCGCACCCCUGCUCCGGAGGGAGUUUCUGCUUUGCUCCUUUGCCUCCCCCUCAGGCAGAAAGAUUCCCCACCCCCCACCUCUUUCCUCAAGAAAAGACACUGGGGGUGGCCCUCCCCUCCGUGGAGCUCCUGGGCAC